AGACCCUGAAGAAGCACCGCCUGGCAUUGGAAGCUGUGGGCUUUGGAUUGGCUUGGAAAAGGUUUACUCCCCAAAGUGCGGUACAAGGAGAGACAAGAGCAGUCAACCCCACCCAGCCUACAAAAAGCAGCUAGGAUGGCCACAGCAAGCACCUCAGGACAAAGCACCUUUGGGCUUGGAAGGAAGAAGAAGAACCCCAGUGUCAUGGAUCAGAUUAGCCAGUUCUUUGGAGGGGACAAAAAGAAGAGAAGCAAGGGGUCAUUCAGGGGUCAUCUGGCCUCAUCGCCCCAGCAAUCCUCCACUCGUCGCCGGGCUAACGAAAAUGCUGUCAUGCAUUUCUUCAGGAGCUUUGUAUCCUCUCCUCGUCCUAAAUCCAGGUGGAGGGAAGUCUUGGGCUUGGCUUCGUCACCGCGUGCGGAGAGCACAAAGUCCCCCCUCAGACGCCGCAGAGACCAAAGCACGCUGUCCAGACUCUUCAACCUGGGAGAAACCAAGUCCCGUCCACCCCCUAAACGCUGGAGCACCAUCUUCUAAGCUCUCCACCGAAGACCAAACCAUGGAUUUGCAAGAGACGGAACAGGACCAAGGAGAGAAAGGAGAUCUGCCUUUGGAGGACUCACAACCUCAAGAAAUAUUAACCCACUAACAUACGUCUCCUUUAUUUCAAGGCGGUGACACAACAUCGGUAGAGCGGCAUCUGGUACACUGGGAUGAGGGUUGUCACAGAGCAAGAGACCCGAGUAAGUGCAUUUCAGUAGAUGUCUCCGGUGCCAUAGUUGCUGUGUAAUCUUAAUUCUGCAGGUUAUUUCUCUACACCUCACUGUAUUUACCCUCCUGAGGCUUUCCUAGGUUUCUGUAAUGCCAUAUUGAAGUAUUUCUACUGUAAAAUCACGGUCAGUGGGCUAUUUUCAUGUGACCCACCCCAAAAUCUUGGUCUGAUGGUGCUAAUGUCUGCUGUCUACUGUCAAAAGUUUGUUCAAAGUAGAUGUUUGUUUUUUUCUAUUUGUGUUCUGUUGUCUGCAUUUUUGUACAUGCACGGCGCUCUGUGUAUCUCGCUGCUUUGGGGAACACCACUGACUGACAAACCCACCUCUGUUUUCUUUUGUAUGUCCGCAUCGGCGUGUUAACUGGACUGAGAAUGUUUGUUGUUGUUGUAGUUGUGCAUGAAUAAAACAUAAGUUGUAAGGAAAUGCAUUUGAAAAAUACAACUGGAAACCUAUACACAGGCAGCAUGGACUCUAAUCUUGUUUUACCAAAUUAUCUUUGUUUAGUUUAGCAUCUCAAUCCAAUAAUGUCAUUAACAACCAUGUGUAGUUCUGUGCUUUUCAUGUUAGUCAAGUGAAUAGAAUGCCCUUGUUAAGUGCACUGUUACGAAACUGAAGAAACUCCUAAACACAAUUGAUAUGCUCCCAUACAUAUAUAUAAAGAUGCUGAAUCUGUUGCAUUUACUACAGUUAUGUUUUCUAAAUUGUGUUAGUUUGAAGUUUUAAUGACAUUCGCAGCCUCUCAAGAAGUUUUGAAACAAAAGGUCUGUUUCAGUCGAUGGUCAGAUGGCAAGUUGUUAAAAGGUCAGAGUGGUUAGCGGUACGGUGGUAUCAUGACAUGGGUACUGAAGGACAGUAUGUUUCCUGCAAAAUUUCUGCCAAGUGAUUUCUCACUUUUGUGUAUAGUUAAUGAUGUCGCCAAUCUCAUUUGUACAUGGGCUAUGUGCAUGUUCCCUGCAACCGUGUAGUCAGUAUAAGAAAUAUUAAGAUGCCAGAAAGUGAUUCUUGGAAAAUCGAGUGUUGUGUUACCUCAUAUUGUUAAGCUAUCUUUUGUAAUGUUCUGCCUAACUUGCAAUAAACGUAUUUUGUCCUUUC
Lampris incognitus (smalleye Pacific opah) is the source of this 1859-nucleotide messenger RNA. It is a transcript of the gene mbpa, whose product is annotated as myelin basic protein a. The record is from RefSeq and is a predicted model, not a curated record. NCBI's taxonomy places the organism in Eukaryota, Metazoa, Chordata, Actinopteri, Lampriformes, Lampridae. Bases 136 to 534 code for a protein of 132 amino acids. Gene Ontology annotation, molecular function: structural constituent of myelin sheath. The transcript has 6 exons.